Hippocampus comes (tiger tail seahorse) is the source of this 2070-nucleotide messenger RNA. Its product is annotated as transcriptional activator protein Pur-beta. The transcript has a single exon. Gene Ontology annotation, molecular function: RNA polymerase II transcription regulatory region sequence-specific DNA binding; DNA-binding transcription factor activity, RNA polymerase II-specific; purine-rich negative regulatory element binding. NCBI's taxonomy places the organism in Eukaryota, Metazoa, Chordata, Actinopteri, Syngnathiformes, Syngnathidae. Gene Ontology annotation, cellular component: nucleus. The record is from RefSeq and is a predicted model, not a curated record. Gene Ontology annotation, biological process: regulation of transcription by RNA polymerase II. Bases 485 to 1384 code for a protein of 299 amino acids.
CUGGCCCUGGGGCCUCAUCUGGCCCUGGGGCCUCGAGUUUGAAACCAGUGAUGUAGGUGGAACUCUGCUGUCUGCUGCCCCCUAUAGGCAUAAGCAUUUGCUUUUCAAGUGGGAGGAAAUAGCAAGCUCGAAGUAUGCUUUUGUGCUUUUAACGUCACGGCGUCGUCUGCUGGCAGCUUUCAACAACGCGUCUGUUCGUGAACAUGACGUCAUAGAAAUGACGUUUGACACGAGUCGCACAAGAGGCUGAAAAUAGUUUGGGAAGAACGCAACCGGAACUUCCCUCUCCACCAAUGGCGUGUGAGAGCUACAGCGAAGGGCGUGACUGACAAGGUAAACGGCCCAAUGGCAAGGCUGUAAUUGCGCUAACGCAUUCGAGCGGCAGGCGACUCGGCCAAUCGCGAGCCUCUUCCCGAGCGCAGCCCCGGCGAGCGUGAAGGCGGCGCGCGCUAGGCACAGAGGAGGAGAUGGGCAGAAGCUGAACAUGGCGGAUGGUGACAGCGGGAGUGAGCGCGGCGGUAGCGGCGGUGGCGGGGGCUUUCAGCACUUUCAGCGGGACCAGGAGACCCAGGAGCUGGCCUCCAAGCGCCUCGACAUCCAGAACAAGCGCUUCUACCUGGACGUCAAGCAGAACAGUAAGGGCCGCUUCAUCAAGAUCGCCGAGGUCGGGCCCGGAGGCUCCAAAAGUCGGCUGACCCUCUCGCUGUCAGUGGCCGCUGAGGUGCGCGAUUACCUCGGGGACUUCAUCGAGCACUAUGCCCAGCUAGGCCCUAGCAGCCCCGAGCAGAUCGCACAGGCUACCGCUGGCGAGGACGGUGGGCCUCGGCGAGCCCUCAAGAGCGAGUUUCUGGUGCGGGAAAACCGCAAGUACUACUUGGACUUGAAAGAGAACCAGCGGGGGAGGUUUCUGCGGAUCCGGCAGACCGUCAACCGGGGGCCCGGCUUCGGCAUGGGCGGCCCGGUGGGCGGCAUGCUGGCCGGCCAGACCAUAGCCCUUCCGGCGCAGGGCCUGAUCGAGUUCCGAGACGCCCUGGCCAAGCUCAUCGACGACUACGGCGGCGAAGACGACGAGCUGGCCUGCGGCGGCGCAGGCGGUAUGGCGGCGGGGGGCUUCGGCGAUCUCCCCGAGGGCACCUCCAUCAUGGUGGACUCCAAGCGCUUCUUCUUCGACGUGGGCUCUAACAAGUACGGGGUGUUUCUGCGCGUCAGCGAAGUCAAGCCCAGCUACCGGAACUCCAUCACGGUACCCUUCAAGGCCUGGGCCAAGUUCGGCGGCGCCUUCAGCCGCUACGCUGACGAGAUGAAGGAGAUCCAGGAGCGCCACCGGGACAAGAUGUACGAGAGGCGGGACGAGUCGGAGGGCGACGACGUGGAUGACGACUGAGCGCGCGCACGCACGCCGCCUCCGCCGUACGUGCGCCCCAGCGCGCGCACGUACACCCACAGCAUUGGAGAAAAAAAAGAAGAAAGAGUGAACGAGCGUCCAUCAGCCUCGUGGUGCGGUGUCACUUAGCACCCAAGUUGGACUCGGUAGUGUUCGAAUCGUGACCUAAGUGCGUGUCGUGGAGGCUGAAAGGCUCCCGGUGUCCUCCUCGUUGUCGUUCACGUUGUGGGAUGUUUUGUAGGUUGGCCUCGGAGGAGCAGCUGCCAAUCAAAGUCUCACACACACACACACACAAAUACACAAAUGCAAACGCGCGCUCGCACACACGCACAAAGGAUUACUGUCCGCCACAUGUUUGACGAGGGGGAUGAAGUCAGCCGCAAUUACAGCCAGGGCACAUUCUUAGCAAUACCGGCAGAGGAGUGCAGCGUUUGGGGCUCCCCAGCAGAACCAGCAGAAACGCUUUUGCCAUCGACCUCUCUCUCGCCUCACUCGGGACAAAAAAAAAAAACAAACAAACAAAAAAAAAAAAACGAACAUCAGCAAGAGACGCUGCUGGACACCAACUAACACGUCCGUGGAUGUUCUUUUUCCUUUUUUUCUUUUCCCAAGAAAAAAAAAAAAAAGAGAACUAUAUUAUUGACACGAGAUUAUAGGAAAGUUAUUACAAACCAGCGACAAAAAAA